AACUACAACACACACACACUCGGGUUUUCACUGUGUCCUCUGUGUUCUUAGGACAAGGCUGGCACACUGCUCUCUGUGAGCACAUUUCUUUUCACCCCGUCUCUCGGGAGCCUGAGAAAAAGACCUGAAGACGCUGCUUAAAUCAGUUGAGGCUUUAGCAGCCAUCGACUGUUUUGGUUUUUGGUGGAAGAAUAGAGUGAAAAGAGUAAGACAGUCCUCAAGUUCCAAAGCUGCAUUUCUUCCGAGAUGGAACCUGUAAAAUUUUGGGUGGUAAAGCUCCUGCUUGUGCUGCUGUGCUCAACCCAGGUUCCGUUCUCUGCUGUAGUAAGUGCCCAAGACUUGAAUGAAUUGGAGGAAAGCCUCCACGUUAGAAAUGCUGAGGAGGUUCUGGCUGAAGAAGCUGAAACAGCCGAGGGUGGUGAUGGCACUGAGGAAGAUGAUGAACAUUUAGAAGAGGAAAAAGAUGAUGAAGACUCAGAUGAUGAUGAGAUAGAGACUGAUGAACAGGUGGAAGAAGAAAAAGAUGAAAAAGAACAGGAGGAUGAGGAGGAGACAGCAGAAGAGGAGGCUGAGGAGGAAGAUGACAAGACUGAUAAGGAAGAGGAAGAUGAUUCUAAGGAGAAGGGGGAUGUUGAGGAAGAGGAAGAAGAAGGUGAGGCUUCUGAUGAGGAAGAUGAGGAUGAUGCAGAAGAGGAAGAAUCAGAAGAAGAAUAUGCAGCAGAGGAGGAUGAAGAGGAGGAGGUGGAUGAAGAUACAGAUGAGAAUGGCGAGGAGGAGGUGGAUGAAGAUGCAGAUGAGAAUGGCGAGGAGGAGGUGGAUGAAGAUGCAGAUGGCGAAGAGGAGGAGGUUCACGAGGAAGUCCCAGCUGGUAAUGAGGAAGAUGACGAGAAGGAAGCAAGAGAAGAGGAUGACGAUAAAGCAACUCAAGGAGAUGAGGAAGAGGAGGGUGACAGUGCUGAAGAGGAUACACAUGAGGAUGACUCUGAAGAUGAAGAUGAUGAGGCUGAAGGUAAAGACACAAAGGACAACCAAGGUGACUCAGAUGAAGAGGAGGGAGCUGCUGACACUCCACAGUUCCACUCUGGCUCUUUGUGUAGUGUUUGCUCCAUUUGUGAGCAUUGCUCUAAUGACUGUGCCAAGUGCCCGUGUGAGGAAGGAGAUGAGUCUGAUCACUGCGAGCACUGCCAAGGUUGCUCAACCUGCUACAUUUGUCCCAUUCUUUGUGACACAGUUUGCACACCUGGUGGUCUUUUUGAUGAGCUAACUGGAUCCCUCUUUCAGACUGUUGCCUCUCUGCUCUGAGCUCCCUGGGAAUUAUGCCCGUUUGCUUAUGUGGGAAACUGCUCCCCUGACUUCCCCACAUCAAACAUGACCUUGUCAUGAAUCGAGCAAACAAAAGCCAAGAUAUAUUUAUGUUUUAAAUCAUACUUAAAGCUCUCUUGUAAGAAGAAAAGAAAAAAAUCAGUGUGCACAGGUUUUGCACAUAUGGUUUCUUCUUUCUUCUUUUUCUCUUCUUUUGUCUUUUUAUUGUUAUAAAAAAUAUAUAAAGCUUGACAAACUUGACAUGGCAUCAAUCAUGCAGACAAGAAAAUAUGUAUGAAAUAUAUAUAAAUGGCAAAAGCAGAAGUGUUUAUAGGAAUAUGUAUGACUGCAGCAGAGGCCAAAAGGAACAUGAACAUUAUGAAAAUUU
Messenger RNA from Oreochromis niloticus (Nile tilapia), 1690 nucleotides. RefSeq names its product sarcoplasmic reticulum histidine-rich calcium-binding protein. NCBI's taxonomy places the organism in Eukaryota, Metazoa, Chordata, Actinopteri, Cichliformes, Cichlidae. The coding region runs from base 247 to 1302 and encodes 351 amino acids. Gene Ontology annotation, molecular function: calcium ion binding. The transcript has 6 exons. The record is from RefSeq and is a predicted model, not a curated record.